AUGAUUGACAUUCAAACAUCAUUAAGAAAAUCAACAAUACAAAUCGAAGAAUUUAAACGUGAAAUUCAACGUUCAAAAUUAACUGACAAAGAAAUUCAUAUACUUGAUGAAAAUACACCAAUGUAUUGUUCAAUUGGACGAAUGUUCGUUUUAAAUAAUAAAUCUGAUAUUCGUGAACAAAUUGAAAAUAAAAUAAAAUCAUGUGAAAAUGAUAUAAAAAAACAAGAAGGAACGAAAACAUAUUUAGAAAAACAAAUGCGUGAAUGUGAAUCUCAAUUUAAAGAAAAACUUGUUGUAGGAGGAAAAGCAAUACGUUCUUAA
Molecule: messenger RNA, 321 nt
Organism: Rotaria sp. Silwood2
Lineage: Eukaryota; Metazoa; Rotifera; Eurotatoria; Philodinida; Philodinidae
Source: the annotation of a GenBank genome assembly